Dentiscutata erythropus is the source of this 270-nucleotide messenger RNA. The record is from the annotation of a GenBank genome assembly. NCBI's taxonomy places the organism in Eukaryota, Fungi, Glomeromycota, Glomeromycetes, Diversisporales, Gigasporaceae.
AUGGGUGGAUAUUACCCUCUUCUCAUAAUCGAAUGGAAUGAAGCAGAAUUAGCUCAACAAAAUGUUCAAAAAAAUACAGUACUGACUUAUAUUCGCACAUUUCCUGGAUGCAAUGAUUUUCCAGGUGGUGGUCAACCUCAAUCAAGCUCCCUUUUUUAUAUUGUUGGUACACGAGGUGUUUUGGGUGUUCCGGCUCAACAAACAAUGUUUAAUAUUAUACAUGGGCUUCAAAGAAUAUAUGCACUAAGAGAUGUACCUUCUUUAGGAAGG